Molecule: messenger RNA, 5419 nt
Organism: Pieris napi
Lineage: Eukaryota; Metazoa; Arthropoda; Insecta; Lepidoptera; Pieridae
Product: zinc finger protein 91-like
Exons: 7
Coding region: 181-5238 (1685 amino acids)
Biological process (GO): regulation of transcription by RNA polymerase II
Cellular component (GO): nucleus
Molecular function (GO): DNA-binding transcription factor activity, RNA polymerase II-specific; RNA polymerase II transcription regulatory region sequence-specific DNA binding
Source: RefSeq, a predicted model, not a curated record
UGCCGACUGAGUGUGAUAAGUUUUUUAUUAGUGUCAAUAUAUUAGUGCACUAUGAUACUAUUUUAAUUAAACUAGAAUUAUUAAACAUCCGUGCUGUCAAUUCCAAAGUGAGAGCUAUAGUUUGCAGUUUUUUUUAGUGUAAUAGUCAAGAAAGGGCACACCAUUCUUUAGUUUCAGAUCAUGUCAUCAGACAUAGAUAUUGAGGAGCAUGAUGUAUUAGAGCAUCCCUCUAUCAAGAAGAUAUUUCCUGACCUGUCAUGGUUAAAAACAGAAUUUUAUAGUCUGGAUGAUGAAGAAUCAACGGUGUUUAAAAACGUUAGAAUAGAAGCCACUUCAGAAUCUAAAUGCAUUGAAGAGUUUGGUCAGCGAAAUGACCCAGUACAAGAUAGUGAAGACCUAAUCGUUUUGGAUGAUGUACAAUGUCCCGAGGUUGAAGAAAUAAAUGAAUUAUCACUUGAGACGGACAUACGGACACGGAAUGUAGACACGGAACCAAUAAUUGUAGAAGAUGAAGAAUGUGAAGAUGCAAUUGAAACAAAUGAUCCAAUAAUCCAUGAAAUUCUUGAUUCUGAGUGUUCUGACGAUAUUGACGAUAAACAAGACUCCUUAUUAACUAAAAACACGAUUGUUCUCGGCUCAAACAUCCCAAAUAAAAUGAUAAUCGGCUCAAACGUCCCACAAAAAGUCGUUGGCUGUAACAAUCCAGAAUACAGCGGUUCAAAUAUCACUAAAACCAGUCUCGUCUCUGAAUUUGGGAUCGAAAGAGAUCCAUUCUCCGCAAAGGUCAUAUUGAAGGAUUGGGGAUAUAUUUUGAAAAAACACCCAUUUUAUUGUGACGAAUGUUUGAUUCUGCUUCCUACUCAAUCCGCUUCAAACGCCCACAAUGCGUCCGAACAUUCCCUCUUAGUGCCCAUAGAAGAAGUAGAAGUCGUGACGCACGACUCACAAACGGGAGAUUUAGGACUGAUUAUCCAAAAAUGCCCGAUUUGUAGUUAUAUUUUCAAGACGCAUCGCAAUUAUCUCGCACAUAUAGAAAGCAAACAUGACACGAUCAAAUUAGAGCCAAUUCAUGAAGUUUUUCAUGGAAAUUGCAUGAUGUGUUCGGAUAAACAUUUUAAAACGGUCAACACUUACUGUAAACAUAUAACUAAUUGUCAUAGUAAGGUUUAUCAUACAAUAUACUCGCAUAUCGAGCCAAGAAGUACGACAAAUGUUGACGAUACAAUUUUAAGUAGCCCUAAUAAAGCUCGGAAAAGUACGGCAAAGUUCGACAGAAUUAACAUAGCAAGAAAGAGCACAACGAAACCGGGCGAAGAGUACAAAAACGUAGCUCUCAAAAGCACGGCUAAACAUUCAAAAAAUAUCGCUCUGAAAAGUACAUCAAAACCGAUACAACCGAGACGCAUAGCGGUCAAAAGUACGUCUAAAAGCGAAAGCAAGACAAGCUAUUCGAGACAAUCUAAUGAACACAUAGAACAUCCAAAAUUAAAUUACAUUUGUCCAAUCUGUGGGACUUACUACCGACACAUUUGGCAAUAUGUCACCCAUUGCAAUACCGAACACCAAGCCGUAUACUUGUCUCCCAAAAGACUCCGUUUCACGGGUUCAUGCGAGUGCGGCUUCAAGACUACGGUAAUAAAACACUUAAAUGCUCACAUAACCAAAAAACACAAAAAACUUUUUAAGAAAAUUGCGACGAACCUUCAGGAAUAUUACUGCCUCGAGUGUGACAUUACGUUUGCGACGCUCAACUCUUAUAACAUUCAUAAAAUUAAACACAGUCACAAAGUUAAAGCAGAAAGCAGAUGUGACCGAAAAAGUCACCAAAUGGAAGAUUUCUUACAGUUUAAGGAUACAGAAACGAUAUCGGAGCCAAAAGACGUUGGAGACGAGCAGAAAGUUUUAGAAUUAACCGAAAAUAACUUUCUGUAUUAUUGUCACGAGUGCAAGUCGUACGAUCCUGCCAAACAUGCGGAUUACCACAUAACAAGUGUGUGCCUACAAAACAAAAGUUUUCGUAUUUGCCGAUUCUGUGGUCUACGAUUUUCUCACGAAAGUUUUGCCGACCAUAUUUUGGGGCAUCAGAAUAAUAGCUUUGAUCUCAAUAGUAUAAAAUUCAUAGAUAUACAUACCGGAGAAGUUAUGAAUCCAAAAAUUCCCGAUUGGAAUAAGUUUGCGGGUGAUUCCACAGUCAAACACUCCGGAGAAAAGCGCAAACGGGAAAGUUUAAAUGAAAAAACUGUGUACUGCGAAGAAUGCCAAGAAAAUUAUUACGAGCUUGCCUACAAGAUACAUCUGCAGUAUCACGAAACCACUAAUACUAAUUAUAUUGACGCUGAGAUCAUGCAGAAGUAUCUAACCAUGCAGUCUCUCUGGAACCUCGUUUAUCUUUGUCAAUGCUGCAAUAUCACUUUUGACAAUUACGACCUGGCCGUCGAACAUAGCCAAGAUCAUAUAGUAAAAAACCAAAAAACGCCAAGUGACAACUACACUAAAUGCACUAAAUGCAAUCUUAUGUUCGAUAAACAAUCCUUCGAGAGACAUAAAAAUCUUCACAACGGCGCGGAAAUAGAUGAGAACUCUUUUUGCGUGCUUUCGUUUAAUUUUGAAGAUUUACUCUCGGAGUCGUGGGAUAAUGUAUUUAAAGUGAUAAGUGAUGAGCAAAAAUCGCAUAUAUUGUCCAAAAGUGUUUACAAUUGCUACAGAAAUUUACGACUCGAGUUGAAUUACGAUGGGCCGUCAACGCAUACGCUCUAUAAGUGCGCUGUCUGCGAUGCCAUCGUUGAGAAAGAGCAUCUUCUUGAUCACGCAUCCAGCACAGACGUGUGCAAAAACCAGGAUAAAUUUUCCUGUUCCUCGUGCGAACUAGCGUUCAUAACACGAGAGUCUCUCGAUGACCACGAAUUGCACCACUUACCAGAUACCAAAACCAGGAUAAUUUUAUUUAAUAAACCAAAGCACUUCUCGCUCAACGUCCGCUUGAUCCAACAGUCCAGAAUUUCUAAUUCAUCUGAUAGAAACAGCAAAUCCAAAUCCACGGCCAUCUUUUAUAAAUGUCUCCAUUGUGAAGCCGGCAUUCAACAUUUGAUGAAUAUUAAAACACAUAAUUGUUCAUUAAGUAAAACAUACACGAAAUGUGAUCGUUGUGGGUUGAAAUACCGUCCCACGGCGUUGAACAGGCACAUUUUGCUUCACAAGAAGUGGGACAAAUUCUACAUAGCCCCUUUCAAAAACGGUAACCUCGUUUGGCAAGGUAAAACUAAAUUGCUGAGACUCUAUAAAUGCAAGAAAUGCAAAAUGUGCACCCAUAAAAAGCUUUCUGCCCAUACCUGUAGACCUGAGAAUUCCCGUGCGUGUAGCUCGUGUGGUUUACAAUUUUCACAAAAGUCAUUUAAAAAACAUAUGGAGCUGCACGCGAAAGCUCCGAAAUUGGCACGAAAUAACCUUCAUAUAAUACAAUACACUCCGGAUUUAGCGUCGUUCGACUAUGAGCCGACAUCGCACGAAACAGAGAAAUCCAUAUCUGAAGAAUCGUCGAAUGCUAAACCAGUGACACACAAACAAAAGGAGCCAAUGGAAGAUAACCCAAUGUCACGCUUUCUAUAUAAAUGCACUUGUGGCCUCUUGUUUUUGAAAUGGAACCAACUUCGAGACCACGUAAAGAAGUGCAGCGAUGACUUUAAACCAACCCAGUGUAAAUGUGGGCUCCAAUUCCACAUUUUAUCCCUACGAGACCACUUGAACGUUCAUUUGAAUUGCUCCUCUAUAAAGAACUAUCUCGUCGCGCGCGUCAAUGUCGGCAAAGCUGCGAUUGCAAAGGCCCGGAAAAAUUGGCUCUGGUAUUGCACAGUGUGUAGAACGUAUUACAAUGAUAUCAAGAACCUCAACUGCCAUUUCAAAGGAAACGAGCCCGGCCCGAGUGAACGCUGCUCAAUUUGUAGAAUAACAAUAUCCAGUUCCAGUUUUGAAGAUCACAUGGAACUGCACAACGAAGAUAACGAAUUUAACCACAAACAGCUUCAUAAACUGUCUUUGAGGAUGAUCGCCACAGAUGCCCUCAAGACGCCAGUUACGAAAAGGACUCCAACCUUAUAUCAAUGUAAAAAAUGCGAUGUACAUUUUAUUACUCCACAACAGCUACAGAGUCACUUAGACGAACUUCGUCAUGAUAUCGAAAACAGAAUUCAGUGUAACAUUUGCCAUUAUUUCUUUGCUACGAAUAUCCUACGGGCGCAUAAGAUAACCCACCAUUAUAAGAAAAGAUACAAACGAGACGACUUUGUCAUCCAAACAAUAGAAAUCGCUGACGAGGAAGACAUUGACAGCAACAAGUCGGAGAUAAAUGAAAGCCGGAAGAACCGUGGUCAGCCGACUGAGCCGAAACAUCACGACUUUGCGAAAACUCCAGAAUAUAUCAAGAGAGCAGUUUACAAAUCGAUUGGGAUGGAACCAAUGGAGGCUUUGAAAGUACUGCACAAGUGUGGCACAUGUCACUUGUACUUUAUGGUGAAAAAUACCAUAUAUAGUCAUCUAACUCGACACUCGAAGACCAGUAAAAGAAGGCAAUCGAGCUACACCUGCUCGAUCUGCGGACUGGAAUUCAGCUCUCGGAGUCUCAGCCGCCAUAUAUUUGUUCAUCAUAAGACGUUGAACUUGCAAGUACAAGAUUUCGAAAUACGCGUUUACACUUCUCCAGAAACUUUCACAAUUACACGAAUUAAAUCUAAUAAAAAACAAUCCAAGAAGCGAAAAAUUUUAUCUGAUAGAGUGGAACGAGCUAAGAAAAUUAAAUACGUCCCUUCUCCUCCAAAGCCUGAAGCCGUCGCUGCUUCGCAACCGACGGUCUCUAACGUCGCCGCUUCGCAACCGACGGUCUCUAACGUCGCCGCUUCGCAACUGACGGUCUCUAACGUCGCUCAUCUCGAAAACGCGUCCCAAAUCUUCAAAUGUGCGGAAUGCAACGUGUUCUUUACAAACUAUGUAAUGUGCUACGACCAUACCUUGAAUCAUAAGCCAUUAGAUAAUACUGAGUAUAUCAGCUGUAAGCUGUGCGAUUUUCAACUCUUGUGCGAAUGCCUAGGUGUGCAUAUGAAGGGCCACAGAGAAGGCACGUUCAACAUAGACGAGUUGCAAGUAAAGGAGUUUCAGCCGGGAGAGGGAGUUCCGUCGAUUAAGACAUAUUUGGCUCGGGAUUCAUUGGAAGCCAACGUGAUAAGUACAACCACUAAUUGCAGCUAGUAGUCAUUUAAUAAGGCUUGAAGUAAAAUUUGUUAAGUUUUUUUAUAAAAGUGUAAGAGGUUUAAGCCUCAGUUUAUGUGUAAAAACGUUCUAAACCCACCAUUACAUAAAAUAUGUUUAUUUUAUAAACUACCUCACUCUAAAGUCAACAAUUCUCGAAAAUUAUUUUCAUACAACCAUA